CGCGGCGCCCAUUCAUGAUCCAGCGCGCGGGGCCGGUGCCCGGUAAAGCGGAGCCGGUGCCCGGUGAAGCGGCGCCGGUGCCGCCGCCGCCGUCAUGGAGACAUCGGGGCAUCUGCACGAUUCGGGCGUGGGGGACCUGGAGGAGGACGGCCGGUGUCCCUGCCCCUUACCGGGGGAUGAGCGGCCGCCGCCUCCCGCCGCGCUGCCGCCGCUCCAGCACAGCCUGUUGCACUCCUCGCCCGGGUCGCUGCGGGCCCCUCCUCCUCCUCCCGCCGCCCCCGCCGCCCUCCACCCUUCCUCCCGCCACGGCAGCCAGCUCAACCUCGGCGACCACCCGGCGGGCUCCGGGGCGGCGAGCGGCAAACACCGGCAGCCCAGCCCGCUGGUGCACCGGCGGGACAGCAACCCCUUCACCGAGAUCGCCAUGAGCUCCUGCAAGUACAGCGGCGGCGUGAUGAAGCCCCUCAGCAGGCUCAGCGCAUCCCGGCGGAACCUCAUCGAGGCCGAGCCGGAGGCGCAGCCCCUGCAGCUCUUCGGCGCUGGCGGACCCCCCGAGAUCGUCGUCUCACGCGAGGACAACCACGCGCCCGCCGCCCGCUGCCCCAGCCGCCCGCCGGCUCACCCGGCCCCCGCCACCUUUGCCAAGGGGCCCAAGCGCAAGGCACAGAACAUCGGCUACCGGCUGGGGCACCGCCGGGCGCUCUUCGAGAAGAGGAAGCGCCUCAGCGACUACGCGCUCAUCUUCGGCAUGUUCGGCAUCGUCGUCAUGGUCAUCGAGACCGAGCUCUCCUGGGGGCUCUACUCCAAGGACUCCAUGUUCUCCCUGGCCCUAAAAUGUCUUAUCAGCCUCUCCACCAUCAUCCUGCUGGGCCUCAUCAUCGCCUACCACACGCGGGAGGUGCAGCUCUUUGUGAUCGACAACGGCGCUGACGACUGGCGGAUAGCGAUGACGUAUGAGCGCAUCCUCUACAUCAGCCUGGAGAUGCUGGUUUGUGCCAUUCACCCCAUCCCCGGGGAGUACAAAUUUUUCUGGACAGCCCGCCUGGCUUUCUCCUACACGCCUUCUCGGGCAGAGGCAGAUGUGGACAUCAUCCUGUCCAUCCCCAUGUUCCUGCGCCUCUACCUGAUCGCUCGGGUGAUGCUGCUGCACAGCAAGCUCUUCACCGACGCCUCCUCGCGCAGCAUUGGAGCGCUCAACAAGAUCAACUUCAACACCCGCUUCGUCAUGAAGACUCUUAUGACCAUCUGCCCCGGGACGGUGCUGCUGGUCUUCAGCAUUUCCCUCUGGAUCAUCGCCGCGUGGACGGUCCGGGUGUGCGAGAGGUACCAUGACCAGCAGGACGUAACCAGCAACUUCCUGGGUGCCAUGUGGCUCAUCUCCAUCACCUUCCUCUCCAUCGGCUAUGGUGACAUGGUCCCACACACCUACUGCGGGAAGGGUGUCUGUCUGCUCACUGGCAUCAUGGGUGCCGGCUGCACGGCACUGGUGGUGGCCGUGGUGGCCAGGAAGCUGGAGCUCACCAAAGCUGAGAAGCACGUCCACAACUUCAUGAUGGACACGCAGCUGACGAAGCGGAUCAAGAACGCAGCGGCCAACGUCCUGCGGGAAACGUGGCUCAUCUAUAAGCACACCAAGCUGCUGAAGAAGAUCGACCACGCCAAAGUCAGGAAGCACCAGAGGAAGUUCCUACAAGCCAUUCACCAGUUGCGGAGCGUGAAGAUGGAGCAGCGGAAGCUCAGUGACCAAGCCAACACCCUGGUCGACCUCUCAAAGAUGCAGAACGUGAUGUACGACCUCAUCACGGAGCUCAACGACCGCAGUGAGGACCUGGAGAAGCAGAUCAGCAGCCUGGAGUCCAAGCUGGAGCAGCUCAGCACCAGCUUCAACUCCCUGCCCCUGCUGAUGGCCGACAUGCUGCGCCAGCAGCAGCAGCGCCUGCUCGCCGCCGUGCUGGAGGCGCGGGGGGUCAGCGUGCCCGUGGGCACCCCCCAAACUCCUCUGUCCGAGAGCCCCAUCGGGGUCAGCUCCACCUCCUUCCCCACCCCUUACACAAGCUCAAGCAGCUGCUAAAGCGCAGCCCCUGGGUCCCGCCAUGGACAGGGGCAGCGUCUCCGCGCAGGUCCCGAGCUCUCCAUGGAUUUCCUUCUGGUCCUCGAGCCGCCGCAGGACCCCUUCGGCCGGAGCCGGUGGGACCAGCGGUGCCGAGCGCCGCUCGGAGCUUUGCCAACGCCUUGGUAUCGGGAACCACAUCCCCGUUCAGGUGCCUCUACACGUGGUGAAGGAAGGGGACGGGAGGCGAUGCCUCGGGCGAGCCCGCGCCGCGGAGGCCGGUGGCGGACGGAAAACCCACGCUCAAUCUCAGGUCUUCACAUAUGAAAACGGAACAAAACAGCGAGUCAGCAGCACUGAAGCAACGGAGACACCAGAGGGAAGAGUUUUCCUCCCCUGCCCCUCUCACCGUCGCAAAGCAGAUGCCCACACGGUGGUUUCUUGCCCAGGCUCUGACCCACGCUCCAUCCCAUCUCCUUACCUGGACCCGCAGGAAUCCCCCCUUGCAUUCUUGGGUGGGUGACAGUGGCCAUAACCUGCCGUGGGCUUCUCUGGAGCUGUGAGUGUGUUCGUCCCGGGCAGAACAAGGGAUGCUUCUCCCUUCUGCUCCUCACUGGAGAUGUGCCGGAGCCGGGAAAGCGGUGCCUAACGCACGUGCGGAUGCGGGGCCGGGCAGGGGCUGGCAGGCCAGCCCGGGCACCACGGGGGGCUCCGGUGCUCACCUCGCUGCCCACCCCCAGCAUUCCAGGAAGCCAACGGGCUCUUUGCUGGAUGAGAAACCCCAUCAGCACCGGGUGCGCUGGGGCCGAGCCGGGGCGCGCUGGCGAGGGAUGCAGUGGUGGGGAAGGUGCUUCAUCUGUUUAAAACCAGCCCAUUGUCGCCUCCGUGCUGCUGCUGCUGGGUUUGGUGGGGAUGGGCAGCACCAUCCGGUGCCAUCCACGUGGGUACUUCUGGAACCAGCCCUUUUCUGUUCUGCUUUCCCCAUUUCCCCCCUUUUCUUCCCCGGUUCUGCCCCGGGGCUGUGCUGGGCUCUGCCUGCGCCCUGUGUGGAGCCCGGCAGCAGCUCCGGGGCUGCUCUUUGCUGCUUUCAAUGAAAACCCAGCAGAGGCUAUUUCUAUAUUUUUAAACAGAUGAAGGAACCUGUAAUUACUCCCCGAUAUUAAUUACAGCUCAGCCGGCAGUGUCAGUAAUUGUAAUCAAAGUCACUGUGUUACUCCAGGUAUACUCAGCCUGUAAUCUCCUUUGUAACUCUUUCCCUCCCAUAAAUAACGCUGUGUUUUGUGCACACGGAGGCAUGGAUGGAUGAGCCUGAUGCCGAGGAAGAGGAGGAGGAAGGUUGCCAGCCUUUUCCCAUCCUCGGCCGGCAGGAGAUACCCAGCUUCUGGGAAUGAGCUGCUCUUCCAAGCUCUUGUCAUUAGUGUAAUUGCAGGGUGGGCAGAGGCUGGGAUGCCUUUGGCAGCCCCCCCAGCUCUAUUCUUAGCUCUGCUGCUGCUCCCCAUGUGCUGCAGGUGACCCUCAGCCCGAGCUGGCUUCUCUGUAGGGAGGAUUCCAGCAUGGCAAUGGAGAGAAGGUUCAUUCUCAAUGGGGAAUGAGCUGACGUGCAGGAUCUGUGCUGGAGGAAAGCGCUUCCGUUCCUCUGCUGGGGUGCGAGUAGGAACGAGCUGCAGUGGGGCUGCGUGGGGCGAGGAGCGGAGCUGUGCCCGGGGCACCAGAGCCAGAGGAAGGAUUGAUGCUCGAGGAUCGAUGUCGCAGCGGGAACCUCCUCACAGGCUAAUGAUUGAGUCUGGGAAAUGAAACCAAGACAAGACGAGGCACUGGCAGCUGCUGGGACCUGAGGUGCGGGGAGGACCAGUGGGGAGAGCUUCAGGAGCGCAACUGCUGCAAGAGAGCCUUGUCCUGGGGCAGAGUGGUGGGAUCUCACCAGGGAUGGCAGGAGCUGGGCAGGGAUCUCUGCACCCACACAGCCUCCAUCCCACCCCCUGCAUCCCACCCCCUGCAUCUCACCCUGCAUCUCACCCCCUGCAUCUCACCCUGCAUCCCACCCCCUGCAUCUCACCCUGCAUCUCACCCCCUGCAUCUCACCCUGCAUCCCACCCCCUGCAUCUCACCCUGCAUCUCACCCCCUGCAUCCCACCCCCUGCAUCUCACCCUGCAUCUCACCCCCUGCAUCUCACCCCCUGCAUCUCCCACUGCCUCUUCCCUCCUGCAUCUCCCCCCCUGCAUCCAUGCACCCUGCAGCCCCCAUCCCACCCCGUGUUGCACCUUCACUCCUGCCUGUGCCUCAGCACUGGUGCCGGCAGCCCUGACCCAUCACCAGGCUCACCGGGCUCCACAGAGGGAAACCCCUCCCCAUAACCCCGAGGCCACAGUGAGGGCCAGUGUGGGGAGAUGGGGGCACCCCCAGUCUCCCCCCAGCAUGGUCCAGCCCACAGCAUCCCGCAGGUACCUGCAGCCUCGGUGCAGCCCCAGGGAGCUGGAGCUGGAGCUGCCCUUCCUGGCAGGGCUCUGGCAAAGGGCUCUGGUAAAUGCUGUCUCUACACCUGAGAACGUUGUUUUGGAGCUGGGAGCCCCGAAAGGGCAUCGGAACAAGUGAAGAGCUGGGACCAGCAGCCGAGCUGGAGGAAAAGCACAAGAACAAACCCACAACGUCAGAACCCCAAAGCGAUGCCACCAACCGCAGCCGGGACGCACCCAAGCUUGGAACCCCUCCAGGACCCCCCCAGCCACAACCUGCCUCUGGUUUUCCCUUUGCUCCAAGAGCCCCGAGGAGGAAACCCCCGAGGAACACCGGCCAAACACCACGUCCUCUGCAAAGCCACAGCCUGCAGGAGCUUCGCCCUGGUCCGCGUCUCGCCUCUGCGCCGCUCGCUUCUUUUUUAACACUAGGGGAAAGUACAAUAGUUUAUUUUACCUAUGAAAUAUAUUGCUAUCUUAGAGAGGUUCUUGUAACUUUCCAUCCUGGUUUUGUACCCUACGCGGUGGGCAGCGGCAGCAAUGCCAGCCCGCUGCCAAAGUGUCUGUUUCUGAGUACAGCCGCUGCUCCUGGUGCUCCCGAGGCUCCCCGUGCUCCUCAUCCUUUACCCCCCCAGCUCUUCAUUCCCAUUACCUGGAAGCUGGCCUUUAACAGGGCCGGAGCCAUGUAGCCCGAUGGCACCAGAGCUUUGCUGCUCCCUAGGGAAAGGUCUGCUCCCAUUUUUUGCCUGGGGUCCCAGCACUUUCUGGAAAGCCAUUGCCCCCCCUCCCUCCCCCCCCAGGCAAUCUCCUCCGGCUGAAAGAGGGACUCAUCUUCCUGGGCACAGCCACAAUUCCCCCUUUCCCUAAAGGAUGGAGGUUGUCCUGGCGUGGAGCGCGCUGCUUCCCUCCUCCAGCCAGGCUCCCGCACCUUUUGGCUUUAGAUGAGCUUUAAGGUCCCUUCAACCCAACCCAGGCUGAGGUUCCUCGAGCCUCAGAGUGCGUCUCUUCCUUACCUCAAGCCCCUGAGCUGCUGGACCUGAUCCCCAUUGGAUCAACAUCUGUGGACAAACAAUGUUCCUUUGCAGCCCUGAUGCUCCUUCCCGGCCUGUUCUCCCGCAUGGAGCGGGACCAGGCAGCACCUAUGGGACCAAUUCCAGAGGAAGCCCCCCCCCAGUGGCUGCUCCUCCCUGAGUCGCAGUCCCUGUGUGCUCUCCUUGUUGUCACUGUUAUGACUGUGCUGGCCUGACCCUGCCAGGCCAUUUAAACCCAGUAGGGCCAAGUCCCAGCAGCAAUGGUGCCAUGAGCUCCGGUGGCUCCUUGCUGGCCCCAAAAUCCCCUCGCAGAAAGGAGCUGGUUCUGCUGCCUGGGCUGUUCCUGCCCCACAUAUUCGCCUCCACUUGUGGGGCGGUUGUUGGAGGGCGAUGGUUGAGACCGGCUUGGGGGUUUCUAGCUCUGCCGGAGGAGAGGGGCUGGUUCCCCCUGAGGGCAGAGCUGAGGCUCCCCUGCUGCCUCUGGGGACCCUUAGGUGCUCAUCCCUCUGUACCAUUCGGUACGGCAUCUCCCAGCCUGCGAUGGCACCAGGUAGGUUUGCUGGGGAUGAAGGUGAUCCCUCAGCACAGGGAAGAUGCUGCUGCAAGCACCUGAGCUCCCUCCCAAAGGCACCCAGCGGGCUCAGGGUGGCCAAGACCUGGGCUUGUGCAGGGGAAGGGAAAACCUACUCCAUGGGAUUAGCUAUUUCCCAGUGGGAUGAGCCACCUCGGAGCCCUGUGGGGCACCGGGCAGGGCUCUGGGCUCCAGCACCGUGUGCCCAGUGGGUGCUCUCAGCCAGGGGUUCUUAGCACCCAGCUCUGCUCCUCCUUCUGCCCAAAGUGUUCUUCCCCCCGCUGGGGUCUUGGCAUUCCCAACCCGCCGAUGCCUUCCCAGCGGGAGCUGCUUGCGUGUCUUUGUGGUCGGGGGCUUACAUCCCUCCUCCUGGUCCAACCUCUGAGCCAGGGGCAGGGAGCAGGGACUGGCCCUUGCCCACAGCAUCGCCAUAAACCCAAGCUGUACCCAGAAACAGGCAUGUUUUAAACUAUGGCUUUAACCUGUUCACUGUAAAAAGUGCCUUGGACUUUAAUCUGAAGAGGUCAGUAUCUAUAAAUAUUUACCUGUGCGGGUGUGUAAGUA
This is a messenger RNA of Strigops habroptila (Kakapo), 6670 nucleotides long. RefSeq names its product potassium calcium-activated channel subfamily N member 3 (gene KCNN3). Gene Ontology annotation, cellular component: neuronal cell body; plasma membrane; neuron projection. Gene Ontology annotation, molecular function: calmodulin binding; small conductance calcium-activated potassium channel activity. NCBI's taxonomy places the organism in Eukaryota, Metazoa, Chordata, Aves, Psittaciformes, Psittacidae. Gene Ontology annotation, biological process: potassium ion transmembrane transport. The transcript is spliced from 8 exons. Bases 95 to 2071 code for a protein of 658 amino acids. The record is from RefSeq and is a predicted model, not a curated record.